Molecule: messenger RNA, 1302 nt
Organism: Xiphophorus maculatus (southern platyfish)
Lineage: Eukaryota; Metazoa; Chordata; Actinopteri; Cyprinodontiformes; Poeciliidae
Product: gastrula zinc finger protein XlCGF57.1-like
Exons: 1
Biological process (GO): regulation of transcription by RNA polymerase II
Molecular function (GO): DNA-binding transcription factor activity; RNA polymerase II cis-regulatory region sequence-specific DNA binding
Source: RefSeq, a predicted model, not a curated record
UCUGUUUUUGAUGCUCACAUGAGAACUCAUACGGGUGAAAAGCCGUUUACAUGUGUGAAUUGUGGUAAAUGUUUUAGUCACAAACAGCAUUUAACUAAGCACAUGAUGAUUCACACUGGUGAAAAGCCGUUUUCAUGUGUUAACUGUGGAAAAAGCUUUUGUCAAAAACCGGGUUUAACUCGGCACAUGAGGAUUCACACUGGUGAAAAGCUGUUUUCAUGUGUGACCUGUGGAAAAAGUUUUGGUUAUAAACUGGCUUUAACUCAGCACAUGAUGAUUCACACUGGUGAAAAGCCGUUUUCAUGUGUGACCUGUGGAAAAAGUUUUAUUCGAAAACAGGAUUUAACUCAGCACAUGAGAAUUCACACUGGUGAAAAGCCAUUUUCAUGUGGAAAUUGUGGAAAAAGUUUUUGUCAAAAACAACAUUUAAUUCAGCACAUGAUGAUUCACACAGGUGAAAAGCCGUUUUCAUGUGUGACCUGUGGACAGAGAUUUAGUCGAAAACAGGAUUUUACUCAGCACAUGAUGAUUCACACUGGUGAAAUGCUGUUUUCAUGUGUGACCUGUGGAAAAAGUUUUAUUCGAAAACAUGAUUUAACUAAGCAUAUGAUGAUUCACACUGGUGAAAAGCCGUUUUCAUGUGUUAACUGUGGAAAAAGUUUUAGUCAAAAACAGGCUUUAACUCAGCACAUGAUGAUUCACACAGGUGAAAAGCCGUUUUCAUGUGUGAAUUGUGGAAAAUGUUUUUGUCAAAAACAGGCUUUAACUCAGCACAUGAUGAUUCACACAGGUGAAAAGCCGUUUUCAUGUGUGAACUGUGGAAAAAGCUUUCGUCAAAAACCGGGUUUAACUCAGCACAUGAUGAUUCACACUGGUGAAAAGCUGUUUUCAUGUGUGAACUGUGGAAAAAGUUUUGGUUAUAAACUGGCUUUAACUCGGCACAUGAUGAUUCAUACUGGUGAAAAGCCGUUUUCAUGUGUGAAUUGUGGAAAAAGCUUUCGUCAAAAACCGGGUUUAACUCAGCACAUGAUGAUUCACACUGGUGAAAAGCUGUUUUCAUGUGUGAACUGUGGAAAAAGUUUUGGUUAUAAACUGGCUUUAACUCGGCACAUGAUGAUUCAUACUGGUGAAAAGCCGUUUUCAUGUGUGACCUGUGGAAAAAGUUUUAUUCGAAAACAGGAUUUAACUCAGCACACGAUGAUUCACACUGGUGAAAAGCCGUUUUCAUGUGGAAAUUGUGGAAAAAGUUUUUGUCAAAAACAAAAUUUAAUUCGGCACAUGAGGAUUCACACUGGUGAAAAG